Molecule: messenger RNA, 1312 nt
Organism: Betta splendens (Siamese fighting fish)
Lineage: Eukaryota; Metazoa; Chordata; Actinopteri; Anabantiformes; Osphronemidae
Gene: mrpl28
Product: mitochondrial ribosomal protein L28
Exons: 6
Coding region: 185-940 (251 amino acids)
Cellular component (GO): mitochondrial large ribosomal subunit
Molecular function (GO): structural constituent of ribosome
Source: RefSeq, a predicted model, not a curated record
CCAAUCAUCUGCGAGGAAGCGUCCCCAAAUCCGAAUGACCUUUGGAGGCGGGGCAAACAAUGCGGAAGCAUAUGGAGGGUGCAUGAUGCCCUUGCUUCCCUUGUAAGGUUUUGGCGAUAGAUUUAAAAACGUCUCUGCACCUGGUUUUAUUAUUGAUCGGUUUGAUUCUGAAAGACAAUCCAUUAUGCCUCUUCUAAAAUACUCCCCAAAAGUCUCGGAAGCCCUUAAACUGAAAGAGGGCAUCUAUGCUCGCCUCCCCAAACACUAUCUUAAGUCCCUCGAACAAAAAGAGCCCACUCCUGUCCACUGGAAGCCCCUGGGGGUCCAGUACCGUCUCAGUCCGAAGACAGGACAGAAGGAACGGGUCCAGGAUGUGCCAAUUCCCAUCUACUACCCUCCAGAGUCCCAGGAUGGCCUGUGGGGAGGAGAAGGCUGGAUAUCAGGCUACAGAUAUGCAAAUAAUGACAAAAUGUCGACUCGUCUAAAGAAGACAUGGAAACCACAGUUAUUAAAGAGAGAACUGUACAGCGAGAUCCUGGACCACAAGUUCACCAUCACUGUCACAGCACGCACCCUGAACCUCAUCGAUUCUGCCUUUGGAUUUGACUUUUAUAUUCUCAAAACACCAAAGGAAGACCUCAACUCCAAGCUUGGAAUGGAUCUGAAGAGGGCCUUGUUGCUUCGUCUGGCACGCAAAGAUACUGAGCUGUACCCUAGUAACCCAGUCAAGAGAGAGAAGGUCUAUGAAAAGUACAAGCAGCAGUUUGAGAUCCCAGAGGAGGAAGCAGAGUGGGUGGGUCUGAGUCUGGAAGAGGCUGUGGAGAAACAGAGGCAGCUGGAGUACAAGAAGCCUGAGCCUCUCUUUAAGGUUUGUGUGGACCAGCUGGUGGAAGAGCUGCAUGUUCAAAAACUGGCGGAGCCACUGGUUGUUGAGAAGUGAUGACCUAAACUGGACAUUAUCAGGCUGAGGAGCAAAGUGGGUUGAAGUGUCAAACUUCUCCAGAUGGUGGUGGGAGUUUGAGUCACAAACUUUCUGUUUUCUAAAACCUUUUCACCACUGAAUGCUCACUCGGAGAACUUCCUGUUUGUUCAUGUUGUGGUUCCAUCUGGGAGCAAAGAAAAAGACAAGGUCAUAUUGGAAUAAAGGUUAUCUACAUCUUUAGCUUUCCCCAUCGCAUGUAAGAUCCAUUUGCAAAACAUUUCAGGAUUCAUGGAGAAAAUCCCCAACAGUAUAAAUAUUACCAGACAUGCUAGUAUAUAACGUCUUUGUAUAGGUUAUCUGAAAAAUUAAAAUCAAAUUCUUUUUUUUAAA